Fusarium proliferatum ET1 is the source of this 1656-nucleotide messenger RNA. Its product is annotated as putative transporter (major facilitator superfamily). Gene Ontology annotation, biological process: carbohydrate transport; transmembrane transport. NCBI's taxonomy places the organism in Eukaryota, Fungi, Ascomycota, Sordariomycetes, Hypocreales, Nectriaceae. The transcript has a single exon. Gene Ontology annotation, cellular component: membrane. Gene Ontology annotation, molecular function: carbohydrate:proton symporter activity. Bases 1 to 1656 code for a protein of 551 amino acids. The record is from RefSeq and is a predicted model, not a curated record.
AUGCACUCCUCGUUGGAGCCCACUACCUCGGGCAAGGCCACUGUCGCAACCGUAGAAGCACCCGGCCUCCACUCUACGGGUCAGGAGAACUUUGACGAAACCAUCCAAGAUGCCCAACUCGCAACCACAAAAGAACAUUCGAUGACUCUCUGGCAGGGUCUCAAGCUCUAUCCCAAGGCUAUCGGAUGGUCUGUCCUGCUGUCCACCGCUAUUGUGAUGGAAGGCUACGACGUUGUUCUAAUGGGAUCGUUUUACGCCCUGGAACCUUUCAACAAGAAAUACGGCGAUUUACAACCCGAUGGUACAUAUCAGUUGACUGCUCAAUGGCAAUCUGGCUUAUCUAAUGCUAUGGCCGUUGGUUCGUUCAUUGGAUUGUUCAUUACUGGGUUUGUCUCGGAGCGUCUUGGGUACCGGAGAACGAUGCUAUCUGCACUUACCGCUAUCAUUGGUGCAAUCUUCGUUCUCUUCUUCGCUCCAAAUCUGCAAACUCUUCUUGUCGGGGAAAUCCUUAUGGGACUCCCACUCGGUGUCUUCCAGACAUUGACAGUGACAUAUGCCUCCGAGGUGUGUCCCGUGGUAUUGCGAUGCUACUUGACGACAUAUGUCAACCUCUGUUGGGUAAUGGGACAGCUUAUUGCCUCUGGUGUGCUGCGGGGCCUCGUCACCCGGAGCGACGAAUGGGCGUACCGUAUUCCUUUUGCAGUUCAAUGGGCGUGGCCGAUUCCUAUCAUCAUCGGCGUGUUUCUUGCACCAGAGAGUCCAUGGUGGCUGGUACGACAAGGGCGCGAGGCCGACGCUGUAGCCGCCUUGAAACGAUUGACAAGCAAUUCAGAUGUUGACUUCAAUGCUGAGGAAACUGUCGCGAUGAUGGUUCAUACAAACGAGCUUGAAAAGGAGAUCGAGGCGGGAACGACGUACCUCGACUGCUUCAAGGGCGUCGAUCUUCGCCGGACAGAGGUCGUUUGUUUUACUUGGGCUGCGCAAAACCUCUGUGGUGCUGGUCUGAUGGGAUAUUCGACUUAUUUCUACCUCCAGGCCGGCCUAGCUACUGAGAAUGCGUUCAACAUGGCCCUUGGACAAUAUGCCAUUGGAUUCUUCGGCACCUUGUUUUCCUGGGUCCUUAUGACUCGCUUUGGCCGCCGAUCCCUAUAUGUAGGAGGACUAUCUAUGCUUUUUGUUCUUCUUCUCGCUAUUGGAUUUGUGUCUCUAGCCGGAACACACAAUACGGCUGCCUCGUGGGCUACUGGCUCCCUUCUCCUUAUCUACACCUUCAUCUACGACUCGACUGUAGGACCUGUUUGUUAUUCGCUUGUUUCCGAGCUCUCGUCGACUCGUCUACGCGCCAAGACCAUCGUUCUCUCUCGCAAUCUUUAUAACCUAUUUAGUAUUGUCAAUGGUGUCAUUAUCCCAUACAUGCUGAAUCCAACUGCGUGGAAUUGGCGAGGCAAAGCCGGAUUCUUCUGGGCUUGCUUUUGCUUUCUAUGUGUCAUCUGGACUUACUUUCGCCUCCCAGAACCAAAGGGCCGUACCUAUGCAGAGCUCGAUGUACUCUUCCAGCAAGGGACCAGCGCCAGGAAAUUCAAGGAAACUAAGGUGGACCCGUUCCAACAUGGUCUUGAUGGUAGCGAUGACAAGCCAGAGAAGGCGGAACUUUGA